This is a messenger RNA of Penaeus monodon (black tiger shrimp), 1078 nucleotides long. RefSeq lists its product as uncharacterized. Lineage: Eukaryota; Metazoa; Arthropoda; Malacostraca; Decapoda; Penaeidae. The record is from RefSeq and is a predicted model, not a curated record. The transcript is spliced from 5 exons. Bases 1 to 660 code for a protein of 219 amino acids.
AUGUCUGUACCCACUGACUUUCAAACAUCGCCGUCGGCUUCGUCAUCAUCUUCACCAUCAUGUACACCCUCGCUUAUCUCCUCCACUUCCUCCACCUCUCUCCCCUUCCACCGGAUAAGAGGAGGAGGAGGAGGAGGAGGAAGAGGAGUGGUAGCAGAAGAGCAGAGGAACCGGGGAAGAGAGAACGCUGGGAGCUGCAGCUGUUGCGCCGCCUGCACGAAGCACUGGAGAGCUGGGAGAGAGGACAGGAGUGAAGGUGGGCAGCGCCGCAAGAGCCGUGGGAGCUCUCCCUCAGACAGGCAUCGGGCGCGGUCGGACACGGACGGACGGGAGACGAGACGAGAUACGAACGAAAAUCACUUAAUAAAGAGAAAAAGAGAAAAAGAAAAAAAGAUGGAUUCCACCGCAGUUACCGCCAAGGAUAACGAGCCUACUGGAUUGUUGACUGACACACAACUGAGCGUCGCCACCGGACUCGUGUUAAUGUUCGGAAUGUUCUGGGUCAUUGGCUACCUCCUCAACUUCCUCAACUUCGCUCCCCUCCGUCGGCGCCGAUAUUAUCCCGGGCACGAAGAUCCUCACGCCCAGGCCUCCUCCAUGUCGUUCCUGGAGAAGGCGUUGAACACCGUCAGUCGCUGGACGAGUCUCGAUUCGUUCUAAGAGGAAGAAAAAAAAAAGUGGCGGGGAUUCGGACAAAAAUGGCGGGAAAUCGGAUAGAAAAAUGGCGGGAAAAAGUAGAGAAAAAGUGGCGGGAAAAUCGAAAGAUGAGGGAAAAUCAGUUUUUUGGUUUUCUUUUCUCUUUCUCUCAUCUUUUUUCCCUUUUCUCUCUGUAACUUUUAUCAAUGCUGUUGUUUUGUGUGUUUGUGUAUUUAUUUGUGAGUGAGGAUGCUUUUUGGCUGAUAUUCAAUUUUUGUGUUUUUGUGCGAUUUUAUGUGUGUACGUUCGUGUGUACGUGUGUGCUUGUCUGUGUACGUUUUGUGAUUUUUAAUGUUAUGUGUUAUUUAUUAUGCAUUUAUUGUCUCCAUACACAUCAUUCCAUUAUAUAUAAGGAUUUUUUUCUAAUAAAGGAGAAAAAAUA